This is a messenger RNA of Pygocentrus nattereri (red-bellied piranha), 1933 nucleotides long. RefSeq names its product myosin binding protein Ha (gene mybpha). Gene Ontology annotation, molecular function: protein binding. NCBI's taxonomy places the organism in Eukaryota, Metazoa, Chordata, Actinopteri, Characiformes, Serrasalmidae. The transcript is spliced from 13 exons. The record is from RefSeq and is a predicted model, not a curated record. The coding region runs from base 61 to 1539 and encodes 492 amino acids.
AAUUCGGAGCACCCAUAGACAUCUUUCCAGACUGGAUUUCUCCUAAGAUUCACGGACACCAUGCCAGUACCCAUCAAGAAGUCUGCCAAGAAGGCAGAAAAAGUGCAGAAGCCAACUGAGCCUGAAGCCGCGCUCGAGUCAGCCCCCACGGAAGCUGCUCCCGUCGCGCUUGAAGUCCCUCCUGAGCACACUGCUGCUGCUCCCACUGAAAGUUCAACUGAGGUAGCUGCACCUGCUGAAAUUGCUCCUGUAGAGGAACCUCCUAAAGCCCCAGCACCCCCUCCUCCAGCAGUGCCCACAAGACCUCCUCAGAACCUUGUUGUUGAUGAUGUCACCAGAACAUCUCUUACCAUCCAAUGGCAGCCUCCAGAGAUCAUUGGAGAAUCUGGACUGGAUGGAUACACUGUGGAAUAUUGCAAGGAAGGAGUUUCAGAAUUUGUACCUGCGAACACAGAGCUGACCACAUCCAACCGCUUUGUUAUUAAGGGCCUGACAGCAGGAGACCUACUGAAUGUUCGUGUUGUAUCUGUGAAUGCUGGGGGCCGCAGUGACCCUGUGAGCCUCCCCAAUCCAGUUGCUAUCCGUGAACUUGUGGACCGUCCAAGGAUCCGUUUGCCUUGCUUUCUCAGAGCACGAUAUAUCAAGCAAGUUGGAGACCAGAUCAACCUGGUCAUCCCUUUCAUUGGAAAAUUCAAGCCUGUGAUAACAUGGACCAAGGAUGGCAAGCCUUUGGAUGUAAAGAAGGUAAAUAUUCGUAACAGUGACAAAGACAGCAUCCUGUUCAUUCGCAAAGCUGAAAGAGGUGACACCGGCACAUACCAGAUGACUGUCAAGGUUGAUAGCUUGGAGGACAAGGCAAACAUUGUAAUUCAGAUUGUGGAGCUCCCAGGUCCUCCUACCAGUCUCAAACUGAUUGACACCUGGGGUUUUAAUGCUGCUUUAGAAUGGACCCCACCUAAAAACAAUGGCAAUACUGACAUAACAGGCUACACUGUUCAAAAGGCUGACAAAAAAACUGGAGAGUGGUUCACUGUACUGGAACACUUCCACAGGCUAAAUGCUACAGUCUCUGACCUGAUCAUGGGAAAUUCUUAUAGCUUUAGAGUCUUCUCAGAGAACAUGGUUGGAAGGAGCGAGAGUGCUGCUAUAACAAAACAAGUCGCUACUAUUCAGAAAACAGGUAUUGUCUACAAACCACCAGAAUACAAGGAGCAUGAUUUCAGUGAGGCCCCUAAAUUCACAGCACCCCUCAGUGACAGGGCAGCCACUGUUGGUUACACUACUAGACUUCUGUGUGCAGUCCGUGGCUCCCCUAAGCCUAAGAUUGAGUGGAUGAAAAACCAGAUGCUGAUCGGGGAUGACCCAAAGUUCAGGCAGAACAGCAACUUGGGAGUUUGCUCACUGGAGAUUCGCAAACCUUGCAGCUUUGAUGGUGGUGUCUACACUUGCAGAGCCAAGAAUGCACAUGGAGAAGCUACAGUCGCCUGCAAACUGGAGGUUAAACAAGUGAUUGUUCCAGAAGAUAAAGCGAAGAAAUAGGCUCACUUACAACUGACUGACACAAGAUGUUUGCAAGUGGGCUGAAGUGUGAUUUUAUGAAGAAGCUUGAUCCUUAACCAUCUUCCCUUCAGGAGGCCUUUGUGAAUCAGUAAAAUAUGUAAAACAAACAUGUAUUUACUUCAAAAACACUUAUUACAAAAUUUAAAGUGGCUAAGAACUAGGACAUAUCUCCUAAUUCUUUUGCAUUGGUCUGUCUGACCAUAUUCUUCACUGUAAUUCUGAGUUUGUGCUCAAUAAAUAAAUGAAUUAAUAAGAUUUUUCAUUACAAUGAUAAAUGCAAAUGAACUGAUUGUAAUCAAAAUAUAUAAAUUUUGAGUCUUUCUGUUAGAGAAAUUGCCUUUUCAAAUGCACAUAAACAUUGAAGUAUACACUC